Molecule: messenger RNA, 678 nt
Organism: Guyanagaster necrorhizus
Lineage: Eukaryota; Fungi; Basidiomycota; Agaricomycetes; Agaricales; Physalacriaceae
Exons: 6
Coding region: 47-601 (184 amino acids)
Biological process (GO): mitochondrial respiratory chain complex I assembly
Cellular component (GO): respiratory chain complex I; mitochondrion; membrane
Source: RefSeq, a predicted model, not a curated record
GUAAAGUACCAGGGGCAUCGGAUUGAAGCGGAGAAGGAGGAGGAUAAUGUCGUUCUUUUCUAAGAUUUGGAAACUUAUUCGCCAUCCAACAGGAUUCGUUGGGAGAGAUCUGGAAGGAAACAUGUUCUUUGAGCGCCAUAACCCGUUGCCAGAGGCGCGUCGAACUAAAAGGACGGUCAAAUAUCGUAACCCUGAUGAUAUGUGGCUCUACAUCGGUGGCCCGAAGCGCUUACCAGUGCAAUGGUCAGCCUGGUUAUCGCAUACAAGACCUGAUCCUCCGACGAUUCAAGAACUGCAGACAGACCUUGCUCGCCAGGAAAGGGUGUCACGAAAUGCCGCACUAAUUGAGGCUCGAGACAGGGAGGAGCAUUUGAGAAUGUCUUACCCUGGUGCGAUUCCGUCUCAGACCGCUCAGCCCUUAGAUACACGGUCGGGGCAGUCUCAGUCGCCGUCGGAGCAUGGUGAGACUGAAAAGUCUGCGUCUUGGCCACCUUCUGUAGCAGCUCGAGAAGAGAUUGCAAAACCUUUACCUACGAUGCCAUCUCAGGAUAAAUAUGAGCCAGAGUCAUGGACUCCCAGGCCUCGCCUUCGAGGACAAUGAUGGUUAGGAACUCAAAGUGCAAAUUUAUCACUAUGUAAUUUUAUAAUGAGAAUUAUUAUCCAUUUACCUCAUCUCAA